Penicillium atrosanguineum is the source of this 912-nucleotide messenger RNA. RefSeq lists its product as uncharacterized. The record is from RefSeq and is a predicted model, not a curated record. NCBI's taxonomy places the organism in Eukaryota, Fungi, Ascomycota, Eurotiomycetes, Eurotiales, Aspergillaceae. The coding region runs from base 1 to 912 and encodes 303 amino acids. The transcript has a single exon.
AUGUCUUUAGAAGUUAUUGAUAUUGCAAGAAUAUCGGACGGCGGAUCAUCCAAACCUCAAAUCCAAGCCAGGGUCGACCUUUUCAAGACGUGGGAUAUUCCAUCGGGGUCAAAGAUACUCGAAAUCGGCUGCGGGCAAGGAGAUUGCACCCUGGUGAUGGCCUAUCUAGUGGGGGAGCAGGGCCACGUCACAGGAAUUGACCCAGCGCCCUUGGACUACGGUUCGUUUGUCGGGAAGCAAAAGCAAUCACAUCCGACAACAAUCGUGCUAACAAUUCAAGCAGGAGCACCCAUAACCCUAGGCCAAGCACAAGACAAGCUAAAGCAGAGUGAGGUCGGUAACCGGAUCACAUUCCACCGAUCAGAUCUUGAAGGGUUCCUCGAUUCCAGCGCGUCAGAACCACUUUAUGACUAUGCCGUGUUCGCGCGUUCAACUUGGUACUUUCCAUCCGCCGAAGCAUUGACGCCGAUGUUGGUAGCUCUGCGCGGAAGAACGAAGUACCUCCGCAUUGCAGAGUACUCAACUGAUAUCCAAGGGGAUAUUGCCGCUCUGCCACACCUGCUGGCGGCAAUUUCACAAGCGGAGUUCAACUCUAGAGACAAUAACUUGGACCGUGAUGAUAAUAUCCAAUCAAUUAUUACCCCGCAGAAAAUUCUUGAGCUGACGCUUAAGGCGGGGUGGGUGUUUAAGAAGGAAGAUGUUAUUAGAUCCCCGGAGGAUCAGGAGGAUGCGGGGUGGGAGGUUGGUCGCGUCCUCUCGGAGGGUUAUCGUAUCAGGUCGCGAUCAUAUAGUGGUGCUAGUCGUCAAGAGUACGCGGAUGCAUUGAUCAGUGCUGUUGAGGAGAGCAAGCGUGCACUUGGCCCGAAUCCUAAGCUCAGGACUUUGCCUACGUGGCUGGGCUCGUGGGCGUGA